Messenger RNA from Phlebotomus argentipes, 2713 nucleotides. It is a transcript of the gene Asator, whose product is annotated as tau-tubulin kinase homolog Asator. Gene Ontology annotation, biological process: signal transduction; peptidyl-serine phosphorylation. Gene Ontology annotation, molecular function: protein serine/threonine kinase activity; ATP binding. Gene Ontology annotation, cellular component: nucleus; cytoplasm. Bases 568 to 2598 code for a protein of 676 amino acids. The record is from RefSeq and is a predicted model, not a curated record. Lineage: Eukaryota; Metazoa; Arthropoda; Insecta; Diptera; Psychodidae. The transcript is spliced from 9 exons.
UUGGGAUCUGAAUUAGAUUUUCAUUUAAUGAUGGUUGCUAGAUGGUGCGUGCGCAGUGUAAUGUCAAGUACAUGGAAGUGAAGUACUAUUGAUCCGGUGCAGACGCGUCGUGAGUCUCCGUUAGCUGUGAUAUGCGUGGCGUGUGAGUGUGAACCGACGGACGAGCGUGUCCUCACAAGCAGGUGAACAUUUACGCCGCCUACGCUUCUAACUCCACGGUCGUCUUUUUUAGUUGCUUCACAUGUGUUCUUUUAUUUCUCCAACGUAUUUGUUUCCUUUCCUUUCCCCGCGACCACAAACUCAUACCAUUGCGAAAGCCGGAGUGACUGAGGCUUCGCGCGCAAGGUGGCGUCACUCAGGAUGUCUGUAAAUAUAGCGCUUGAGCAGCAUAGCCGGCACAUUUACCGUAAGUACAGCAACCGUGCUGUUCGCUGGCAAAGGCGCUCAAGCCAAAGCAAAGGAACUUGAAAGCAUUUCAGUUUGUACUGGGAAUGCGAUGUGUAAGUGAAUUAGUGAAUUUAAUUGUGAUUUCUAGCCGUGAUGACGUAGGAGCCCGAGCAGGCCCGAAUGACGUCCGAGGACCUGCUACAACCUGGCCACGUGGUGAAGGAGCGCUGGAAGGUGGUAAGAAAGAUCGGUGGCGGAGGCUUUGGAGAAAUUUACGAGGGACAGGAUCUUAUCACACGCGAACAAGUCGCACUAAAAGUGGAAUCGGCGCGACAACCAAAGCAGGUGCUGAAAAUGGAGGUGGCAGUGUUGAAGAAGCUACAAGGAAAAGAGCAUGUGUGCCGAUUCAUUGGAUGUGGGAGGAAUGAUCGAUUCAAUUAUGUAGUGAUGCAAUUGCAAGGAAAGAACCUGGCCGAAUUGCGACGUGCGCAACCACGUGGCGCCUUUAGUUUAAGUACCACUCUAAGGCUAGGCAUACAAAUUUUACGUGCUAUUGAGUCCAUUCACUCUGUUGGCUUUUUACAUCGUGACAUAAAGCCAAGCAAUUUCAGCAUUGGUCGUUUGCCGUAUAAUUGUCGUCGAGUAUAUAUGCUAGAUUUUGGACUGGCGCGGCAAUAUACGACUGGCACUGGAGAAGUACGAUGUCCACGUGCCGCAGCUGGAUUCAGAGGUACCGUUAGAUAUGCCAGUAUAAAUGCACAUCGAAAUCGUGAAAUGGGCCGGCAUGAUGAUCUUUGGUCGUUGUUCUACAUGUUAGUAGAAUUCGUGAAUGGACAGCUGCCGUGGCGUAAGAUUAAGGACAAGGAGCAGUUUCUCGAGCACAUUCAAUCACUUAUGUAUGCGGACAAACCAGACUACACGAUGCUAGCCAGCCUGUUCGAACGUUGCAUGAAACGACGUGGUGUAAAAGAAGCUGACCCGUACGAUUGGGAAAAAGCAGACUCCGUUACCGGAACAACUGUGAUAACGGCGAACUCACUUCAAAGUCAACUGCGCAAUGAACAUCUACAUGUAACACAAAUGACAGUAGCAGCCAGCAGCCACAUAGAGGUCCCCCGGCCAUCCACAACAGAACCUUUAAAAACUCCAGAUCGUAACUGCAACACGACCACGCAGCCUUUAGCAGUACCACAACGCCCCCAAGUACCGCCCCAACGCCUACGAAUUGAUCAAACAUCUGUUCGUACUCUGCCGAAUGCCGUUUCACUGAAUAGUCCUACAAAACGGAUUGUAGUUGGCCCAACAGAUUGUGAUUUCAGGCACAGAACUUGGGCCCGCCGUGAGCCCCCAGAUGACAGCAUUUAUUCUGUCCUUGUCGCCUUGAACGUUAUUCUGCAACCGCAUGCAAAAACGCACGAACUAGAGGCAAAGAACAACGAAAACACACCGCCCAAAAGCGCAGAGAAAGGGAAUGUAGGUCGCUUGAGAGUUUUAACAGCGCCACCAACCAGUGUUCAAGAUUUGGGUAGUUGUACAGAUACAGCAGCUUCACUACCCACGGCAGUAGGUCGUGGCAUGCUGAAGAGUUUUGGUGGACGACGAUCCAGCGGAAUGCGACCGGGUUGCCGACAAGUGACACGAGAUCACAGUGUGACUCAGUUUGCCGUUAUUGAUGAUGAGAAUGUGUCAGCACUUCAGCAAAUCACUCGAGGUGGUGCAGCACUUACUCUAGCAUCGCAAUGGAAAAGUCAGUUUGACGAUAGUGAAGAGACUACAGAUAACGAGUGGCGACAAGAACCACAUAGUCCACAGCCAUGGCGUCGGCGUGCUCGUCGCACCCACCUUAAUAUAACAGGUAUUGAAAAGUACUCACAGCUGCAAGAUUACUUACCACAUUGUUGGAGUGAACCGGCGCUCGGUGAAAUCUUGCGACAUCAUCUGACACCGCCACUAUUGCAGCAAGCGGCCUUUGAUAAGACGGUAUUUCAAUUGGACAUAAUGCGGAACGUGGGAGUAUGCGUUGUAAGUCCUGAUCUCCAGACGAUCCCCGCGGUGCUGGCGCCGGCCGUGGGUAGUCUUCCAAACAUGGCGCUGCAGGAUUUUUCUCCCCCUGACGAGCCAGUCUCGGUAGAAUGCGCUGUAGCCGGCAAGCUGGAGAUUCGCGUCUUGCCACUAGACCUCAAACAGCGCCCUCACUCAGUGGAAGAAUGAAGCAUUUGUACGAGGGGAAAUGAUAUCGCCGUUCGGCUCAGACACAACACCAAAUAAAUGAGGCAGUGUUAUUUUAAAAGUCGUGUGUAGUGUGAAAUAAAUGCAACAAAAACAA